AUGGCCGAUUUUGAUUCCAUUAGGGAUCAGACACUGCUCUUUUUCCUUGACCACCUCAUGGAAAAGGGACAGUCUCGGACGCUUCACGAUCUUUCGUGUCAAUUCGGUGCUAAGGGAUUCACCAAGGAGAUGCGCCAAAUAGCCGGUGGCAGCCAAUCAGGCUUGAAAAAGUUUUUAAGCCAGUUUCCUAGCUUGUUCACCAUUGAUGGCGACAACGUAAGUGCAGUGACCAUCACACCGCUGUCGAAUGAAAGAUACGGCACUUCGACGAGAGAUUACACCAAGGAAACGGUGGAGUUCUUUUAUAACAAAUUGGUCACCUACGGUAAUGCCGAAGUUCCGCUUAAAAGCCUCUUUGGUCAUAGAUCCCAGGCGUCCUCAGAAGUUCGCCAUGUCUCCGGACAGAACGUAAAGGAGUUUAAAGACUUUCUUUUCGCACAAGCCAACACUUUUGUCGUUCGCGAUGACUACGUAGUGCUCAAAUCAGUGCUGGAUCAGCUGGAGAAGGACGGCACGAACGAGCUACUGAAGCGAAUGCCAGAAGAAAUUAGUUUUGACCCUUACUUGAUGCAACAGUUGGUAAACGAGUUGGAAGAAACGCUGUUCAGUUUGACGGAGCAGUAUUCGAAUAAAAUUUCAGUCGAAUUGCUCUUCAACACCAUCAGGUCAAAGGAGAAACUGCCUCCUCUGUGGAGCAACUUUGUCCAGCAGUCAAGUGAUUUGCUCACCUUUCUUCACAUGAACUCGCGGGUCUUUCUCGUACAGAGCAACAUGGUCAGUCUUACUGCGGACCGAGAGCAAGCACUGCGCUUAGGUAAUGUUCAAAGAGCGCCCACAGUUACAGCAGCUCGCCAAGCCAAAACUGAAUCUCAGACACGUUUUGACUCAAACAAGUCAAGCGAGAAUAUUACUAGGCCUAGCCAAGAGCUGAAAGUUGGUCCCACUAGUCAGUCGUCAAAAUCCGCCCACAGUGUCAACCUUUUGCCAUCAUCUUCACCGGCAUCCGCAGCCGUCGCGGCCAUCUCCUCGAUCACCCCCAGUGCAGUGAAAUCGCCAAAAAGCCUCAACGAACGAUUUAGAUCUCACAUAAUCAAAGCUGUAACUGACAACUUGCAACAUGACUCGCGAUGUUCUGGCUCGCAAAUAUACUCCGGUGAAUGCUUCUACACUUCCGACUCGCCGCAGAACACCAGUGACACUUUCUACGACAGCAUUGACUUGCAGCUCAUCAAGCCAAAGAUUGUGUCCAGCCUUAAGGAGUGUGAAGAUGUAGUGGCCGACAUUUUUCGAAACUGCACCGAGGUCGCCCUAGACCUUGAGGGCAUCAACCUAGGCUCAUCAGGAGAAGUGACACUAGUGCAGGUGGCGUUCAUCUACUCAAAAGACUUUGCCCGGGCAUCAGCAGAAACACUUGUUCCGCGUGUGUUUAUUUUUGAUGUUCUUCUGUGCCCGAACAUGAUCAAGUCAGGUCUCAAGAGCCUACUCGAAUCGGACCAAAUAGUUAAAAUUUCUCAUGACAUUCGAAACAACAGUGCAGCUCUUUACAAGAACUUUGACAUCAAAUUGAACAACGUCUUUGACACUCAGGUCGCACAUCUUAUAAUACAGCAACAAUCGACGGGGAAACCUGCCUACAAGCCAACCAAGUACAUCUCACUGUACACCUUGUGCAGUCUCUACGGAGGACCGAAUCUGAAUCCAAAGGCAAAGGAUAAGCUUCACAAGAUAUACCGAAAGGACUUCAAAUACUGGCAGAGGAGGCCACUGAAUGACGAAAUGCUGGUCUUCGCCAUGACCGACGUCGUGGCCCUCCUACCAAACGUCUACCGAACAAUGCGUGAUCGAAUUCGCCAAGAGUACGAGCCACUGUUCAAGCAGCUAACUUACGAGUCAAUCUUUACCUACAUCAACACUGAUGAAAUUAGGCAAAUUAAACGACAGCGCAAGUUUGACCUAGAGCUUACUGACUUAAAGAUGAAGUUGUUUAAUAAUGAAAAGAAAAAGAUUGUCCUCAGCAAUCGGGAGAUUCGGCUACUAAGGUACGUUGAUUUGACCGAUGAAAUACGAAAUAAAAUUGAAGGUCCUCAGAACGUAGCGAAAAAGCUAAAACGGUUCGACAGCAAAAAAGUUAACGGAAUCGAUGCGUCGCCGAGAACUGAAACUGCCGAUGACUGCACUGAGAAGGGAAGAAGACUGAACAAGGCCAUGCAAUCAGAGGACGCUGGCAAGUGUGACCUGAGCGAUGACGAACUGGACGACUUGGACUACGAGGAGAUGCUCGAGGAAGAGGAAAUGGGAAUGGACGAGGAGGAAACGGAGAAUGAAUCGCUCAACUCUUCACUCAAGUCACACGAGUACAUGGUGGCCACUGUCGGCGAAUACGUCUCCAACUCCACCGACGAGUCCUCUUCCCUCUCGGCGAAGGCAACUAACCAACAUCAGCCGUGUUCUUGCAACUGCCAUCAGAACGGCAAAUCUGCCAAGCUGAAUGGCGACUCAACAAAUGGCACCGCCGGCAACAACAAGAUUAGUCGGCCGUUGGAAAGUAAAUGUCGCGAGGUGAGCACACAGACGCUGUCCACUGGUGAUAUUGUCAUCACGAUGAUUUACGUUCAAGAGGCAGAUGAGAAUACCGCUUCAAACGGUUGA
Molecule: messenger RNA, 2649 nt
Organism: Rhagoletis zephyria (snowberry fruit fly)
Lineage: Eukaryota; Metazoa; Arthropoda; Insecta; Diptera; Tephritidae
Source: RefSeq, a predicted model, not a curated record